GCACAUUCCUAUAGGGGGUCAAACCAUGUCCCAAAGGUCACCGGGCCUGGUGUCACUUUAAAGUAGUCCAGUUACACAUUUGUGGGCUUAUAACUUGGCUUUUGAAUAUCCUUGUUAAAAGUCCGCUUUCCAGAGGAAUAAUGUUUGUGAACACCGUUUAGACUACAUUACCCAUGAUGCACCUCGGUAUCUGUACUUCCCAUUGGGAACGUGUUUAGCGCAGUUCAGCACAGCUGAAAGGUGUUGGAUGAUCAGCGUUUUUCUCGUGCGUUCCUGUGUGAGUUACCCUUGGUGUGCGUGUUUAUCAUAUUACCACACCCACAUACUCCUGCACACUCACACUCCCUUUACCUGCAUUCAUAGAUGGGAAUGCAAUUGCCUCACUUGUUGAUGUCAUCUGCUACCUCUUUAAUAAAACUACUUGGACUACAUCACUGUGGAGUGCAAAUCCUUCUGACCGAGGACAACUCAGUUGAAGCGUGAUCGGCAAUCAGUGCAAACAUUCAGUACAAGUGGUCCUUCGAGCCGGAUUUGCCUUGGCUGAGUUCAUGAGAUGGAAAACCCUCAGGAUGGAGGUGCAUCGAGUAGCCCCCGUCCAAAACGGGAGAGGAAACUCCCGGGAUAUCUGGUGGACUAUGAGCACAACCUAACUGAGCCACCCAACCCAUCUAGAGCUCCAAGUAGUUCCAGUAGCUCUGACAAUGAAGAGGAAGGGAGAUGGCAGAGGAUGGAAUCCGCAUGGAACAGUGUCCUCCAAACCAUGAAUCACCUUCAAGCGUCUAUGGAGGACACUCAUGGAACAUUACUGAAGCGGGUGGAGCAUUUGGAGCAAGCUUCACAACCUAGCAGUGAGGUGAUACAUCGCACCAUAGAGCCACUACCUGUACCAGAGCAGGACACCACAACACCUGCGAACAUGCUGAUGCCAGUGAAGGCAUCUGCUCCAUCACCUCCUCGUAAAGUGAGUUUUCACACUCAGCCAGUGCUGCACCCUGCCACUUAUGUAGCUGCAUCAACGCCACUCAGGAGACUUGGACGAUGCACCGCUACACCCUUCGUGUACCAGAGAUCGGAACAUCAUCUCCUUAUAAACCGGCCAGGCCAGGUGCAGAUAUCACAUCACGCAGCCUCAGCUAAUCAGCCAAGACAACGUGCUUAUCAUGCAGUACAGCAGCUAUCACAGGCUGGGGAUCCAGUGAGUCUGCAGCAGACGUUACAUCCAGCUGCUCCCGUCUUCCAAGCUAGACCUCCAGCUAAUCCUGUGUACUUGCAGCAACCACCGGGUCCUGCUGAUCCGACCUACCAACUUCCGCGUCCACCAGAACCUGUGACCCAGCCAUCACAGUGGGCAGACGCUCAGCACCCUGUAUCCAACAUAUUGCAUCCUGAAGCUUUGCCUGAUCCAGCUGGCAACCACCACGUUCCCGACCCGUCAGGAAGUGACCAUUCAUCAUCUUCCUCUGCUGGACAAUAUAAUCCACGGGUUGCCACAUCUGAAUCAGCCAGAGCGCCUCUACCAAACCUGAUGGAAAUGAUGGUGGCAUCUUCAUAUGGUAUUCCAAAGCCUAGGCUGGUGGUCUUCAGGACGGGCAGAGAGAGUGACUUCGCCUUAUUAAAGAAAGGGCUGGACAGCACCUUAGGGCCACAUUCUCAUCUGGGAGAAGAUUACAAGUUUCAGCUCCUAUUAGAUCAUCUAGAAUAUCCCAGCGCCCUACAGGUAGCCAAGCGCUACAUCCACGACCGCACUCCCUAUACUAGUGCAAUGAGGGCGCUAGAGCAGAGGUAUGGACAGCCAAGGCAGUUAGUCCAAAGUGAGCUUAGCACUAUAUUGAACUGCCCCCCUAUUAGAACAGGAGACUCUCAAGCUAUUGAGGACCUGUCCCUGUCCGUGUCCAGCCUGGUCGGGCUUCUCAGUACCAUGGAUGAAGUAGCAGCCAGUGAGCUUCAUUGUGGUUCACAUGUGGACAGACUGCUUACCAAACUCCCCCUGAACUACAGAGACAGCUUCAUCGAGUACUGUAUUACCCGGGGGAUCAUCCGCACUGGCAGCAGCCGAACAUACAAUAUGUACGACUUCUCAGAAUGGCUUGAACGGAAAUCCCAAGUCCUUCAGCUAUCCAGACAAGCCUCUCACAUGCCCUCUGACAGGCCACGCCCAGAGAAGAACCUACUCAAAGCCUUAGCAGGGCCCAAGUCACACAGCAAAUCUGCUUCCAUCUACUACGGCCCAAAUCCAGCCCAAGCCAAGCUAAGACCAGGGGGAGGAUCUACAGCUCCCAAUCCGACAGUCCAACCUAAGAAGAGACAGAAGUUCAAACCUUAUUGUCCAUACUGUGAAGGGACAGAGCAUUAUCUGAAUGGCUGUGAUGGAUUUAAAGGGCUAGACCUCAAAGCUAUGGCUACCUGGAUUACUGAGAAGGCCAAAUGCUGGCGCUGUGGCCGUAAACAUUCUCCAGAGCAGUGUACUCUAAAGAAGCCGUGCAGCACCUGUGGUGACCAGCAUUUGUCUGUGCUCCAUGACCUGGUUGAGGCCAAGAAGCGGGACCCUAACAUACUAACUGUGAGUACUAGUAUGGUUUACCUAGACUAUUCAAGUCACUCAGGUCGAGUCAUGCUUAAAGUAGUACCAAUUCAACUACAUCAUGGUGGCAAAUCUCUGGACACAUUUGCUGUGCUUGAUGACGGCUCAGAAAAGACUGUUGUGCUUCCUGCGGCAGUUGAAUCUCUAGGUUUGGAGCAGGAGGAAGCAACACUCGCACUGCGAACUAUCCGUCGAGAUGUAAUCCAGAUGAAGGGAGGCUUUGUCUCAUUUCAGGUGUCACCGAGAGCUAAGCCCAAAGUGAGGUACAAAGUAACACAUGCAUUCACAGCCGACCAGCUGAGUCUAGCUACUCAGUCAUGUCCAGCUGAACAGCUGAAGAAGAAGUAUCUUCACUUGCAGAAAGUCCAGAUCAAAGGAUUUAACCAGGUCCAACCUUUGGUGCUACUUGGCUCAGAUAAUGCUCAUCUCAUCACCCCUGUCCGUCCUGUCCUUAGGGGGUCAUCUAAAGGGCCAGUAGCCGUCUGCACCAAGCUCGGAUGGGCCAUCCAGGGGCCAGCCAGUAGUAUGCCUACAUCUGAGGGGGAGCUGCAGUGCCUGAACAUGUGUCUUUCUCCUGCAGAGGCCCUGCAUCAAGAUGUGAAGCGUUUGUGGCAACUAGAUGUUCCCCCCUGUAGGACAGAGAAGGAGGUCACACGGUCAAAGGAGGACAGAGAGGCAGUGGCUACGUUGGAAACAAAGACCCUCAGAGUCCCAGUAGAUGGUGUCGAGAGAUAUGCCACUCCUCUACUGAGAAGAAGAGACUUUCCACGUCUGUGUGUCUCCCCUGAAGCAGUAAAGGGCCUCCUCAGAUCUACUGAACGUAAGCUGGCCAAGAACCCUGAUCUGACCCAUACAUACAACCAGGAGAUCCACAGGUUAGUAGAGUCUGGCUAUGUUGCUAAGCUGAGCCCAGAUGAGACACAUAGCUCUUCUGAGUCAUGGUAUGUACCGCACCACAUAGUACAUCACAACAAUAAGGCUAGAGUGGUCUUCAACUGUUCGUUUGAGUUUCAGGGGUCCGUCCUGAACCGCUGCCUCUUACCAGGACCUCCCAUGGGACCCACUCUGCUGGGGGUAUUACUCCGCUUCCGUCAACAUCCUGUAGCCGUGAGUGGAGAUAUCAAAGCCAUGUUUCAUCAGGUUCGGCUGCUCCCAGAGGAUUGUCCCCUGCUACGGUUUCUGUGGAGGGAUUGUGAAACGGAUCGGCCCCCAGACAUAUAUGAGUGGAGAGUUUUGCCCUUCGGAACGACAUGUAGCCCCUGCUGUGCUACGUUCGCCCUACAGAGACAUGCGAGGGAGCACAAAGAAACCCACAAAGACAUCUGUGACUCAGUCCACACAGCCUUCUACGUGGAUAAUUGUUUACAGUCCCUGUUCAACCCAGAAGAGGCAAAACAGCUCAUCGACCGGAUGAGAGAUUUACUCAUUCAGGGAGGAUUUGAUAUACGACAGUGGGCGAGCAACAUGCCCGAAGUAGUUGCUCAUCUGCCCGCUUCAGCUUGAUCAGAGAG
Messenger RNA from Nothobranchius furzeri (turquoise killifish), 4092 nucleotides. Lineage: Eukaryota; Metazoa; Chordata; Actinopteri; Cyprinodontiformes; Nothobranchiidae. The record is from RefSeq and is a predicted model, not a curated record.